AUGAUGGUGGAUGGGGAGAGAGCUACAUUUCUUGUACAAACAAGGUAUGGAAACUGGGGAAUCUGCUUCAUUUAUGGAACAUGGUUUGCAAUCAGAGGGUUAGAGGCUGCUGGCAAGACUUACAAUAAUUGUGAGGCUAUACGCAGAGGUGUUGAAUUUUUACUCAAAACACAGAGAGAUGAUGGUGGAUGGGGAGAGAGCUACAUUUCUUGUACAAACAAGGCGGAGAGAGAUCCUACUCCUAUUCACCAAGCUGCAAAGACGUUGAUCAAUUCUCAAUUGGAAAAUGGCGAUUUCCCCCAGCAGGAAGUGAUCGGAGUUUUCAUGAGGAAUGCCAUGCAACACUACUCAGCAUUCAGGAAUACUAUCCCAAUUUGGGCUCUUGCAGAAUACUGCAAUAUGGUUCCAACGCCUCUCUAUGUGUAG
Prunus armeniaca (apricot) is the source of this 426-nucleotide messenger RNA. The record is from the annotation of a GenBank genome assembly. Lineage: Eukaryota; Viridiplantae; Streptophyta; Magnoliopsida; Rosales; Rosaceae.